Molecule: messenger RNA, 2124 nt
Organism: Physcomitrium patens
Lineage: Eukaryota; Viridiplantae; Streptophyta; Bryopsida; Funariales; Funariaceae
Product: dihydroorotate dehydrogenase (quinone), mitochondrial
Biological process (GO): pyrimidine ribonucleotide biosynthetic process; 'de novo' pyrimidine nucleobase biosynthetic process
Cellular component (GO): cytoplasm; mitochondrial inner membrane
Molecular function (GO): dihydroorotate dehydrogenase activity
Source: RefSeq, a predicted model, not a curated record
CGUCUUUGCAGCUCAGCCGCCGCGAUGCAACAUGGACGGUAUGAUCCCAGACUCGCCUAGUUGCUCACUCACGUGACUGAUGGCAAGCUCUGCUUUGGAGGGCAACGACUGCUUUUGAGGAAGACGGCAAUCCAAGGCAUCAAGCGAUGGGGAGAAGGGGACUAGGAGGAGGAGGUGGAGGUGGUGGUGGGUUGUUGGAGCCAUGGCGCAGAGGUCGCCUGUUGUGGCAAUUUUCGUCCCGCAUUUCGAGUUACAGUACCGCGUCCCCUAUUCAAACUCCCUCUGAAUCUGGGGGUCGCAUUCUGCCGCCGAAGUCUCGGCUCACAUGGCGAAGAUUAUUGACAGGAAGUGUUCUCGGGUCUAUUAUUGGUGGUGGAGCUUAUGUAGGCACCUCUGAUGAGGCUACAAUCAGCAAUUGGGCAUUUCAAGGAGCCAGUUUAUUGAAUCCUUUGUUCAAAUUUUUCGAGCCAGAGGAUGCUCAUAGAUUAGCGAUUUGGGCCGCAGCUCAUGGAUUGGUUCCCAAGGAGAUGCGUCCUGAUCCGAGCAUCUUGGGAGUCACCUUGUGGGGUCGCACUUUUUCAAAUCCUGUAGGUCUCGCUGCUGGCUUUGAUAAGAAUGCUGAGGCAGUUGAGGGAUUAUUGGGAUUGGGCUUUGGAUUCGUUGAGGUGGGAUCAGUAACUCCAAUUCCGCAGGAGGGCAACCCAAGGCCUCGUGUAUUUCGAAUCCCAGAGCAGGGUGCAAUCAUCAAUCGAUAUGGAUUCAACAGUGAAGGGAUUGUUGCGGUUGCGAAGCGGCUUGGAGCCCAGCAUGGGAAGAGAAGACUUGCAGAGACCACCCGAGAACCAUUUGGUUCCGAUAAUCGACUUGCACCAGGGAAUACUGGGACUGGGAUAUUAGGUGUAAAUCUUGGAAAGAAUAAGACGAGUGAAGAUGCCGCAGCUGAUUAUGUACAAGGCGUGCAUACCUUGUCUCAAUAUGCUGAUUACCUGGUCAUAAAUAUAUCCUCUCCUAACACUCCAGGACUGCGCAAACUGCAAGGCCGUAAACAGCUUCAGGACCUCAUUAAAAAGGUUCUAGCUGCUCGAGAUGAAAUGCAGUGGGGAGAGGCUGGUCCGCCUCCGUUACUGGUGAAAAUUGCUCCUGAUUUGUCAAAGCAGGACUUGGCUGACAUUGCAGCGGUAGCGCUUGCUUUGAGACUGGAUGGCUUGGUAGUAACGAAUACAACAGUAUCAAGGCCAGACGCUGUUCUUGGCUUGGUGCAUUCAACAGAAACCGGAGGUCUCAGUGGGAAGCCUCUGUUUAGUAUGUCUACUGAGAUCCUUCACGACAUGUAUGUACUCACAAAGGGGAAAAUUCCUCUAGUGGGCUGUGGUGGCAUUAGCAGCGGUGAAGAUGCGUAUAAGAAGAUCCGAGCUGGUGCGAGUUUAGUGCAGCUUUAUACUGCCUUUGCCUACGAAGGGCCGUCAAUUUUGCCUCGGAUUAAGUCGGAGUUAGCUGCUUGCUUGGAGCGGGAUGGAUUUAAAUCGCUUCGUGAGGCAGUUGGUGCUGAUCAUCGCUCCUGCUGAUAGUGUCAUUAGAAGUAGUACCUAAUAACUACCCGAAUUUUGUCACCGGUUUGUGUGGGUUAGAACAACAGCAGAAUAUGUGAGGGUCCAUCAAUUUUUUGAAAAUGGGAAGAUUUGAAGGUGUAGUUAAAGAUUGAUUCUGAGUGAGUGCAUCAGUUAAGAACGUUCCGUUUGUUGUUUCUUCUUUUCUAGAGGACAGCCGGUCAUGACGUUUCUCAACGUUUCAAGUCGUGUUUGCUUAAGUGGAUGGUUUUCCUCCGAGUAGUACUACUGCUUCAGUCCUUGAGUUUGAAGGAAGCGAAGGUGUAUGGUGCAGACAGCUGGGCUUUACUCAGCUUAUUGAUUGUGACGCAGUGUGUGUUAGAUGCCCGUAGUCUGUGCUUCAUUGCGCAAUAUGGCACAUGCCACCACAGGGACUUGAAUGAAUUUUCAUGAGUAUUCAGGAAUAUCCAUGAAGGUGGGACUUCAGGUAUAUUCAAUACAGGAAUAUUGAAGACAGUAUAUAUAUAUACAUGUGUGUGAGACCAGCUUCUUUCUUGUCUCACCUGCUUCGCUGUGA